GCUACUGCCCGUUCCCAGCUGCAGACGGGCCGGUGUAGGACGCAAUCCGCGUCCGUGGGCGGCGACAGAAUCUGGAUCCUGAGUCGGGACGUAGCCAAGAGGCCCAAGGCGAAUACUGAGAACGCCUUCAAAGCAUUAAAAAAGCAGACGGUCUGUCGAAGAGAGAGAGAGAGAGAUGGGUUGCCAGAAAGCAGAGGUGGAAGCGAAAGAGGCGACGGUCUUCGAUUCAUCUUCUUUUUCCGAUGGUGUAAGCGAUGCGUUACUCUUCACCACCAUGUGCAUGAUAGGGCUGCCCGUCGAAGUUCAGGUCAAGGACGGUUCCAUCUGUUCCGGCAUUUUCCACACUGCCUGUUUCCAAAACGAUUACGGUAUCAUUUUGAAAAAAGCAAAGAUGGAAAAGAAAGGAAAAUACAAUGCAAACAUAGGAGGGGCUCUUGUAGAUACGUUGGUCAUAUUUACAAAGGACCUCGUUCAAGUAGUUGCAAAGGGACUUUUACUUUCGGCAGAUGGAAUCAGUGGAAAUGUUGCUAGCAAUGAUGUAGAAACAGUCAUGGGACUCACUCAACCUCAAGCUGGCCAUAGAGAACUGGAAAGGGAGCCUGAAUCGUUGAAAUCUGGCAAAGUUGCCUCAGAAAGGAGCUCGGACCAUAAUGCAGAAACUAAUUCUUCUCAUGGUUUGACAAAUACAAAUAUCAGGGAUGGUCUCCUCACAAAUGUACGCCGAAAGCCAUCGGAAAGUGUGCCAGAAGCUGAAUAUGGAAAAAUGGAAGGCGUUUGUAGGGCAAAGUCCGACGAAGAUUCUGCUGUUCAGGUUGUUUCCAGUUCUGAGAGACAGGCUGGGAAAGAGAAACCUCAGUUCGUAGAGGAUCUUUAUGGGGCUCGUAAGGACAGCAAUAUAGUACGCAAGGUUCCCUCUUUUAGUUCAAGUACGAAUGUUUAUUAUGCAGCGAGUUGCCUUCCCCAUCCAAAAUCUGUUGAGGGAAGGGUUGUUGAGAUAUCAGCAGAUGGAGCAGAAUGUGUUCAUCCUGUCUCUCCACUCAUCUCAUCAGAAGCCUCAGAUGGUGCCAUGCCCUUUUCUACAAGUGUCCAAUCAUCUGAUUUUCCUGCUCCAAAUGCUUCCAAUUCAACUUUAGAUGUUACAUCAGCUUCAAGUUCUAAUCGUUUGGCGGCACCUACAGUGGUGGUUCCUUCAAAUAACUCAGUUUCCAACACGAGUGCAAAGGAAUUUAAGCUCAAUCCGGGAGCAAAAACCUUCUCACCAUCAUUUGCAAGUCCUAGGUCAGUGCCUCCUCCAGUGUCGACCGUAGGUUAUGUUCCGAACAGCUCUGCUGUGCUGCCUGUUGCUGGUGUGCAUCCUGGAGUUGAAAUCAGCCCUCUUGUACCCCAUCCAUCUGUGCCCUUGAAGCUUGUCUCAUACAAUAACCUGUUUUCUGGAAACAAUGGCAGCGGUUCUCAAUAUUCUCUACCUAUUGUUGGACACAUUGGUGGCAGGCAACAGCCGGUGAGAUAUGGCAGCCCAUUUCAAACUGGACCUGCUUAUGUGCAUCCAAAUCCUCAAACUGUUAUGGUUGGACGAAUGGGACCGGUGGUUUAUGUGCAUCCAAUCCCUCAUGAUGCAAUUCAAGGAGCAGCAGCUCUCUCGCAAGUACCUGCACGCCCUAUGUUGACUCCACAUCAAUCUCAUCUACCAAAGCACCAAGGAACUGCAGCUCAGACAUUGCAGCUAUGUAUGACACCUCCCGUUGUAGCCAGUGUGCAGCAACCAUUUUCUGUUCCAAGCCACAUCCCAUUCCCGCAACCCUUCCCCACGAUGCGGCCCACUUCGGGCCCCGGCAGUAAGUUCCAGUGAAAUUGUAUCUUUUUGGGAUUAUUCUGAGUUUUAAUCGAAUUUGGGAUUCUUCAAUUUGUCAAAUUGUUUCAUUGAGAGAGGAAAUUUCAACUGUAUACGAGUGCUUGCAUUUGAGGGUUUAAGCAUUACAGCUCCAAAGUGUA
Magnolia sinica is the source of this 1992-nucleotide messenger RNA. Its product is annotated as polyadenylate-binding protein-interacting protein 3-like. Gene Ontology annotation, molecular function: RNA binding. Gene Ontology annotation, biological process: cytoplasmic stress granule assembly. Gene Ontology annotation, cellular component: cytoplasmic stress granule. The record is from RefSeq and is a predicted model, not a curated record. The transcript has 13 exons. NCBI's taxonomy places the organism in Eukaryota, Viridiplantae, Streptophyta, Magnoliopsida, Magnoliales, Magnoliaceae. The coding region runs from base 176 to 1849 and encodes 557 amino acids.